AUGGAAUCUCGAUUAGAUGUUGUGGACAAAAUGCUGCAGGAAUUAAUCCAAGAUAAGGAUAGACAAGAAAAUCAGUUUCAUGAGCGUUUUCAGCGUUUGGAGGACAUGAUUAAAGGUUUAACGGCCGUGGUCGAAUCGCUGUCUUGUAGUGCUACAAAGGGCAAAACUGCUUCAGUUAUGAAUGUUGGUCAAGGGUCACGUUGGGAAGAAGAGACAAGUCAUCAUUUGUCUUCCUCCAAAUGGAGGAAACUGGACAUUCCAAAUUUUGCGGGUGAGGAGGCGUAUGGGUGGACUAACCGUCUUGAACGUUAUUUUCAAUUGAAGGAAGUCAAUGAGGAGGAACGCAUGCACGCGGUCAUAGUUGCUUUGGAAGGAAAGGCCUUAAAUUGGUUUCAUUGGUGGGAAACUUGCAAUCCAAAUCCUACGUGGGAAGCAUUCAAGGGAAUUACUCAAGAUUAUUUGGUUGGCAUUUUUCUGAAUGGGUUGAAAGAGGAAAUCAAGGCUGAAGUUAAGCUGUAUGAACCCAACACUCGUCCAGAGUUAAUGAUGAAGGCUCAAAUGGUGGAGGAAAAGUGGUUGGCUUCACUGGGUGAGGUAAGGGAUGAUUUUAGCAAUUUAAGAUUAACAAUUGGUAAGGGGAACGACGAGCACAUCCUUGUGGGUGAUCCCACUCUUUCCAAAUCUGAAUCUUCUUUAAAAAAAUUGGUGAGUGCUUUUAACAACAAUGACUCAUGUUAUGUGCUCAAAUGGGACAAAGAGAAGGAAGAGAAUGGUAGUAUUGUUCCAGUACAACUUUUACCCAUUUUGGAGUCCAAUAAUGACCUUUUUCAAGAUCUAGUUCGCCUUCCUCCCAGUCGUCCUUAUGAUCAUGCUAUACAUCUUCAUGAGGGAGCAUUUAUUCCUAAUCUUAGGCCCUACAAAUACUCUCAUCAACAAAAAAAUGAGAUUGAACGUUUAGUCAAAGAAAUGUUGCAAGCGGGAAUCAUCAAACCAAGCAUCAGUCCUUAUUCAAGCCCCAUCAUAUUGGUCAAGGAGAAAGACGGCGGGUGA
Messenger RNA from Vigna radiata var. radiata (mung bean), 1050 nucleotides. RefSeq lists its product as uncharacterized. The coding region runs from base 1 to 1050 and encodes 349 amino acids. The transcript is spliced from 3 exons. Lineage: Eukaryota; Viridiplantae; Streptophyta; Magnoliopsida; Fabales; Fabaceae. The record is from RefSeq and is a predicted model, not a curated record.